GCGCAGUCAGGGAAGGAGAAUGCCGUUUCCAACAAUAUGUCCAAAUGUAUUUUACCAAUGUGUAAUUCAUGUGUGUAACUUCGCACACCAUAAAAUGUGUGGUAUGAUCCCAUAUAGUGCCCGGAUGUGGGACUAGCUGAUAAAGCCACGAUUCAGUCAGGAAGGGGAAACCGAAACUUAACUUUUACAAGGUUAAUCAAUUACCUCUACAGCCUUUCUGUUCUUUAGGCAGAGAUCGAUUUUGUUGAAAUAAUAGCUUAACUCAACGUCGAAGAAUGCAUCAGCAAAGUUACUACACACCGAAAAUACCAUUUACUGGUACCAUCAAGGGUGGUCUUCGCGAGGGAAAGACAAUUACUGUCACUGGAAGAGUGCUGCCUGGUGCGGAAAGAUUUAAUGUGGACUUUCAGUGCGGCUCAGACGUAGCCCUCCACUUCAACCCACGAUAUGGCGGAUUUGGCGGAUCCUAUGUGGUGUGUAACACGCGUCAAGGAUCAAGUUGGGGUAGAGAGGAGCGAACGCAACCAUCACCACUUCCUCUCGGGGCCAACUUCACCUUGGUAUUCAUGACCAACCACGAUUCCUAUUCUAUUGUUGUGAAUGGUGCCCAUUUCAUGGAAUACAAACACCGCAUCUCUGCUUCCAGUGUCGGAAACAUUUUUGUUAACGGCGGAGUGGAAAUACAGUCAAUUGCUUUUCAGAAUCCCGCUUCAAGCCAUCCAAACCCUGUGAGUGCUCAGAGUUACAGGGGAAGAAAUAAAUCACGAUCCAACAAAGCUGCCUGUGCGGCUGCUUUUGCGCCACCUUCUUUCGCUUCUUUUACCAUGGCACCUCCACCUUACAGCCCUUCUCCAUCUUACAUUGUUCCAUACAAGACUGUUAUUCAAGGCGGAUUGUAUCCUGGGAAGACCAUCACCAUCCAAGGCAUUCCAAUCCAACCAGCUAACGGGUUCAUCAUAAACCUGCGUUCAAACUCGGGAAUAGCCAUCCACUUCAACCCCAGGUUCAAAGAGAAUACCGUGGUGCGCAAUAGUCACAUGGAUAAUAAGUGGGGGUCCGAGGAAAGGUCCGGUGGGAUGCCCUUUCACUGUGGACAGCCAUUCACGGUGGCGUUUGUGUGUGACACCCAAUGCUUCAGGAUCAUUGUCAACAGUAUCCAGAUGUUCACCUACAACCACCGUCACUUGAGCCACCAGCAGACUGACAUUGUGGAGGUCACUGGGGAUGUGAGCCUGUCCUCUGUGCAAGUUUGAGG
This is a messenger RNA of Clupea harengus (Atlantic herring), 1255 nucleotides long. RefSeq names its product galectin-9-like. The coding region runs from base 276 to 1253 and encodes 325 amino acids. NCBI's taxonomy places the organism in Eukaryota, Metazoa, Chordata, Actinopteri, Clupeiformes, Clupeidae. The record is from RefSeq and is a predicted model, not a curated record. Gene Ontology annotation, cellular component: nucleus; cytosol. Gene Ontology annotation, biological process: negative regulation of type II interferon production; positive regulation of gene expression; negative regulation of CD4-positive, alpha-beta T cell proliferation. The transcript is spliced from 10 exons. Gene Ontology annotation, molecular function: galactoside binding; carbohydrate binding.